Molecule: messenger RNA, 1543 nt
Organism: Photinus pyralis (common eastern firefly)
Lineage: Eukaryota; Metazoa; Arthropoda; Insecta; Coleoptera; Lampyridae
Exons: 2
Coding region: 68-1255 (395 amino acids)
Source: RefSeq, a predicted model, not a curated record
UGUGCUGACAAACGGUACCACCGGAUUACGAAAAAGAAAACAACUUAACAAAAAGACCACGAAAAGAAUGGAAAAUACACUUGGGAAAGGAAGGAAAGUGAAGAACGUACCUUGUAAGAUAAGAUGCCAAAACCAAUGUGCCAAAAACUUCACGGAAAUGGAAAGGCACAAUAUACACGAAUUCUAUUGGGGCUUAGGGAAUUACGAGCGUCAACGUAAUUGGCUUUUAGCUUGUGUUGAAAAUAAGCCAAUUCGUCGGAGAAUUCAAAUUGCAUCAGUAAGCAGAAGACACAACUCAUACAAAUACUUUAUAAACUGGGAUGAUAAGCGCAUCGAAGUGUGCCAACAAUAUUUGUUGAAUACGCUUGACAUUUCUCAGAUGACAUUGAGAUACGCUGUUAAUAAUGGUCUGCAUAAAUCAGCGAAACCUGAUGGGCGAGGUAAACAUGCCCCACAUAAUAAGACACCUCAUAAAGAUAAAGAAGAAAUACACAAUUUCAUAAAAAGUCUACCGGCGGUUCCUUCUCAUUAUUGCCGAAACAAAACUACUCGCAAGUACCUUCCAUUAGAGCUGAGGAACAUAAGUUUUCUCUACAGAUUGUUCCUAAAGCAUCAAGACGGGAACGGUUCAACUGCCAAACCAUCACUUAAUAUUUUUAGGGAAGUAUUUCUAAAAGACUUCAAUUUAGGAUUUCAUCAACCCAAAAAAGAUAAAUGUCGAAUUUGUGAAUGUCGAAAAGAUAGUGAUUUCAAGGAAACAGAAGAUUCUAAGGAAUCGUUUGAAAAACAUUUGCAAUUGAAAGAAAAAAGCAAAGAGAUGUUUUUAACUGACCAAAAAAAGGGCCUCACUGAUGAUUCUUACGUUUGUGCUAGCUUCGAUCUUCAGAAGGUGUUGAACACUCCACAUGGGGACAAUUUAUUACUGUACUAUUCCAGAAAGUAUUCAUUUUAUAAUGAAACGGUAUAUGAAAGUGGUACAAGAAAUGGCAUUUGUUUCACAUGGGGCGAAUCGGAUGGAAGCAGGGGGUGCAACGAAAUUUCUACGGUAAUUUUCAAAUAUUUGGAAAUAUUGGACAGGAAAGCUACAAAACAUGCGAUUCUUUACUGCGACAGCUGCUCAGGGCAAAACCGCAAUCGAGUCAUGCUGGUAAUGCUGCAAAAAUUCCUGCAGGAUACGGCAAAAACAAUACAAACCAUAAAAAUUGUUUUCUUGCUCCCUGGGCAUGCCGGUGGAUUCCAUUCACGCAACAAUUGAAAGAUUUGUUCGUAAGAAAAUGGUGUGGGCGCCAUCUGAAUGGGAUACCAUCCUUACAAAUUCAAGAAUUAAUCCCAGACAAUUGGACGUUGUGAGACUCCAGCAUUUUGAUUUUGUAAAUUGGAAGAAACUGGGUGAGGAAUGCUUGCCUUCUAAUGUUAAAACUGCAGAUGGCCAAACAUUCAAAAUUAGCCUAGUAAGGCAGGCAAAAUUCAAAAAAGGAAAUUCGAACAUCGAAGUUAAUUAUAAUUAUGAAGACUCCGCUGGUAUACGUGUACCGAUAAAUCA